This is a messenger RNA of Entrophospora candida, 315 nucleotides long. Lineage: Eukaryota; Fungi; Glomeromycota; Glomeromycetes; Entrophosporales; Entrophosporaceae. The record is from the annotation of a GenBank genome assembly.
AUGAAGUUUAAUCUUAGUAUCUUAUUUUUAAUUGCCAUGUUCAUCGCCUUGGUCUUUGCUGAAAGACCAGAGGAAGAUAAUGAGGAGGAUAUCGAAGUCGAAAAACGGGACGCUAACCCUGAUCCAUACUACAAUAAAUACUACAAGAAAUACUACAAACGUGAAGAACCUACUGAUGAUGAAGAAGAAAAAGAUCUCGAAAAACUAGCAGGUGGUAGUAGCAAUGUAAAAUUAGCGAAUAGACAAGUAAAAAUGCAAGAAAAUAAAUUAAGAGUUUCUUUAUUAGCAGGAGCGCCCACUCAUUCUUGGGGUUAA